Messenger RNA from Sarcophilus harrisii (Tasmanian devil), 2514 nucleotides. RefSeq names its product L-amino-acid oxidase-like. Bases 48 to 1634 code for a protein of 528 amino acids. Gene Ontology annotation, biological process: amino acid catabolic process. Lineage: Eukaryota; Metazoa; Chordata; Mammalia; Dasyuromorphia; Dasyuridae. The record is from RefSeq and is a predicted model, not a curated record. Gene Ontology annotation, molecular function: polyamine oxidase activity; L-amino-acid oxidase activity. The transcript is spliced from 7 exons.
AAGAAUUCACACCAACAAAUCUCACAUCCUAGCAUGCUUGUGGUGUCAUGAAGAUGUGGGGUAUCCUGACCUUUGCCUUCAUCCUGGCCAUUUCUAGUUGCCAUGGCUAUUUUGACAUUCUUCAGUGCUUCCAGGACCCUGAAUAUGAAGCUAUUCUGAAAACUGCCCAGGAGGGACUUGGUACCUCUGCCUCUAAGAAGCAUAUCCUUGUGGUAGGAGCUGGGAUGUCUGGAUUGGUGGCAGCUAAGACCCUUCAGGAUGCUGGACACAAGGUGACAGUCUUAGAAGCCAAUCACAAAAUUGGGGGAAGAGUGACAACAUUCCGGAGCCCAAACAAUGACUGGUACAUCGACCUGGGUCCUAUGAGAUUGCCAAGCAAUCACAGGCUGGUCCGAUUCUAUGUGGAGAAGCUUGGUCUAAAAAUGAACACCUUUAUCCCGUCCAAUAACAACACCUGGUAUUAUAUCAAAGGCCAACGACAUAGAACUUCAGAUGUGUUGGCCAAUCCCGACAUCCUGGGAUACUCUGUGAAACCCGAGGAGUCAGGCAAGAUGCCCAGUACACUCUUCAAAGAAGCAAUAGCUAAGGUGAUGGAAAAACUGAGACAUCAUAACUGUAGUCACUUGUUCUCUACAUAUGACUCCUUCUCUACCAAGGCCUACCUUCUAAAGGAGGGGCAGUUGAGCAGAGGAGCUGUUCAGAUGAUUGGAGAUAUCAUGAAUGAAGAUGCAGGCUACUAUAAAUCUCUCUUGCAGUCCCUAAGAAAUGAAAUUACCUACUUCCAAAUAGAUAGCUUUGAUGAAAUCACUGGUGGCUUUGAUCAGCUCCCCAAUGCCCUCUACCACACCUUGAAACCUGGCACUGUCUCACUGAGGACAACAGUGGAGAAGGUAGAAAUGGUUGGACCUCAGGUCAAGAUUACCUACCAGAGGGAAAGACCCUCCUCAGGCCAGUCCAUCAUCACAGGUGACUUUGCCAUUAUCUCUUCAUCAGCCAAGGCCACACGCCUCAUCCAGUUUGAGCCACCACUCUCCUUGGCCAAGCAAAAGGCCCUCCGUUCUGUUCAUUACACCAGUGCCACCAAGGUGGCCCUGGCCUUCAAGGAACGCUUUUGGGAACGAGAUGGCAUCAAAGGUGGAUCAUCCAUCACAGACCUGCCCACUAGAUUCAUCUACUACCCCAGCCAUAAUUUCUCUGGCAACAUAAGUGUCCUUUUGGCCUCCUAUACUGUGGGUGAUGACUCUACCUUUUUCCUGGGCAUGAAAUAUAAUAAGUUGGUGGAUCUGGUGCUGGGUGAUUUGGCAACUAUCCAUCAGAGAUCUAAAAAGGAGCUCCAGGAUUUGUGUGAGGCAUCUGUGGUGAAACACUGGUACCUAGACCCAUUCACCUUGGGUGCAUAUCCAGAAUUUACCCCUUACCAGUUUGUUGACUAUUCAAAAAUACUCUUUGAGCCUGAGGGAAACAUUCACUUUGCAGGUGAGCACACUAGUCUGCUCCAUGGCUGGAUAGACACAGCAAUAAAAUCUGGGAUCCAGGUAGCUCGGAGGAUACAGGCAGCCAUUGAUGCUGCUGCUGACACUGAUACUGAUGUGUCUUUGGAUGAGGGAUCAACUUUCUUUCAAGGAAAUCAAUGAAAAGUUCUAAAGGGCCUGCUUUUCAGAGAGUGGUCCUUGAAAGGUUAGAGGAAAGAAGCAAGUAAAAAUGAGAAGUGGGAACUAUGUGAUAUAGUAUAGCCUAAGGACUGGCAUGCAAAGAAAAUAAAUUGUUAAAAAAUAUUUGUGGGAAAUUGCCCAUAAGUUUACAGGCAAUUGUCCAUUACUAGUGACAGUGUUCAGUUCUAAGAAAUCAAAUGUUAGAAUCUAAUCACAUAAUCAAAAUAUCCAAAAGGCAUCUUAGAGAUUGUCUAGUCUGACCUAUACCUCACUAAAAAAUCCUUUUUGUUUCUCCCCAAAGUAUCAAGGAGGCUGAGUUCUCGUUGAUGAUCUCUGUGCACUGGGUUUGAAGAUAGGGCAGAGCAAAAGCUUGACUCUUUGGCAUAUUCAGUAAUAAAAGAAUUGAGUGAAAGUAGAGGGUAGAACAGUAAUACUUCUCCUAGUGAUCCUGAAAGGAAAUGUUUGAAAUAUAGCUGCUCCCCCAGACCUACAGUUUAGUGGCAAACAUCUUUCCCAGGACCCAUUCUGCCUAACAAAUGUGGGUUGAGAAUAACUUAGUAAAGUUCCUAGAGGAGCCUUCAGCUACUUUGGGUGACCACAGAGCAAAGAAAUAAGGAUAAGAGAUUUUAACAUUUCUUUGCCAUGGGAACAAUGACAAGCAUGGGAUCUAAAUCUAUCUGGUCAUUCAAUUCACCUCUCUAGCAGGAAAAAAAAAUCACUAUUUCAUUAAUGACAUGGUAUAAUAAAUCAGCAAACGUAUCUUCCAAGGAAUGAAUAAAUCAUAUGUCUUGCAUAUGUGUACACUGUUAUUUUUCAAAUGUAUAAAAUUACUGGUAUGAUCAAUAAAAUAUAAUUUUAUUUA